UCUGAGCGGGUGUUUGGGCUGUUGGCUGCUUUCUUCCCCCUCUUACACACUUGUAUAUUAUUUUGAGCUGGUGUUCGCAGAGUUUGAAAGGAGAAUUUUUUUUUAAAAAAGCCGCAAGCGUUUCACUCUUUUAUUUUUAUAAUCCCCUUCAAUUUGGUUUUUUUUUUUAAAGACAAGAAAACAGGAAGGAAGAAAAAUAAGGAAAUGAGAUGUGGUAAAAAGAAGCUAAAAGGUGCCUUUUAAAAGAUCGUUGCUGUGAAGUGAAAAAAAAAAAAACCUCCAGAGAAACCAAAAAGCACCGCCGAGACCUCUUCCGAACCAAAGGAGUUUGUGUUUGCUUUUAGGGAAGAAGAGAGAUCAUUCAUUCGGAGGAAUAACAGCCAAUUAAAAGACAAAUUAAAAAAAAGUUUGGAGUGGGACACGGAGCGAGCGAGCCCCUGAGCGGGCGGCGCUGCCGGCGGGCGGUGGGCGCGGAGCUCGCACUUUUUUUCCGGGUCGAGUGAGCGGCGCGGCCCGGACCGGUCCGGCCGCGGCUCCGGGUUUGUCAGUCGCGCCUCGGCGGAGCGGACGUCGGAGCGUGGCCGCGGGAGACGCGCGCCGGACAAUGCCCACGGCGGGCCAGUGACGCCCGCGGGGAAUGCAGAGCGGCCCCGGCGGCCGGCAUCCAGCCGACGCGCGUUCCUGCCACCCGCGUCACGCGAGACCCGGCGGGGACCGGGACCGCCCGUGCCUCUCGGACCCGGCCAGCUGCUUCUGCCACGGCGGCCGCCGCCGCCUCCUCCUUCUCGGGGCCAUUAAAGCCAAUGAGCCGCGCGCUUCUGCCCAGCGCAGCCAACUAAAUCGGUUUGGAUGAUUCGCGACCUGAGCAAGAUGUACCCGCAGACCCGACACCCGGCACCGCACCAGCCUGCUCAACCCUUUAAAUUUACAAUUUCCGAAUCCUGUGAUCGGAUUAAGGAAGAGUUUCAGUUUUUACAGGCUCAAUACCACAGUCUGAAACUGGAAUGUGAGAAACUCGCCAGUGAGAAGACCGAGAUGCAGAGGCAUUAUGUCAUGUAUUAUGAAAUGUCCUAUGGGUUGAAUAUAGAAAUGCACAAGCAGGCAGAGAUUGUCAAGAGGCUGAAUGCUAUCUGUGCACAAGUCAUUCCUUUCCUGUCCCAAGAGCACCAGCAACAAGUGGUGCAGGCUGUGGAACGGGCCAAGCAGGUGACCAUGGCAGAACUGAACGCCAUCAUUGGGCAGCAACAACUCCAGGCUCAGCAUUUAUCACAUGGACAUGGUCUGCCUGUGCCUCUGACUCCACAUCCUUCAGGACUUCAGCCCCCUGCCAUCCCACCUAUCGGUAGCAGUGCUGGACUUCUGGCCCUCUCCAGUGCCCUGGGAGGUCAGUCUCACCUUCCCAUCAAAGAUGAGAAAAAACACCAUGACAAUGAUCACCAAAGAGACAGAGACUCCAUCAAGAGCUCUUCAGUGUCCCCAUCAGCCAGUUUUCGGGGUGCCGAGAAGCAUAGGAACUCCUCAGACUACUCCUCAGAGAGCAAAAAGCAGAAAACUGAAGAAAAGGAAAUUGCAGCACGUUACGACAGUGACGGUGAGAAGAGUGAUGACAACCUGGUGGUUGAUGUUUCCAAUGAGGAUCCAUCUUCCCCUCGAGGGAGCCCAGCACAUUCUCCACGAGAAAACGGCCUGGACAAGACUCGUCUGCUCAAGAAGGAUGCCCCCAUCAGUCCCGCUUCCAUCGCAUCGUCUAGCAGUACUCCUUCCUCCAAAUCCAAAGAACUUAGCCUUAAUGAAAAAUCUACCACUCCUGUUUCAAAAUCCAAUACCCCUACUCCACGAACUGAUGCGCCUACCCCAGGCAGUAACUCCACCCCAGGAUUGAGGCCUGUACCAGGAAAACCACCAGGAGUGGAUCCCUUGGCAUCCAGCUUAAGGACUCCAAUGGCUGUACCUUGUCCAUAUCCAACCCCAUUUGGGAUUGUUCCUCAUGCUGGUAUGAAUGGGGAGUUGACCAGUCCAGGAGCCGCCUAUGCUGGGCUACACAACAUCUCCCCGCAGAUGAGCGCGGCAGCAGCUGCUGCCGCUGCCGCCGCUGCCUAUGGAAGAUCACCCGUGGUGGGUUUUGAUCCACACCACCACAUGCGUGUGCCAGCAAUACCUCCAAACCUGGCCGGCAUUCCAGGAGGGAAACCAGCAUACUCCUUCCACGUCAGUGCAGAAGGCCAGAUGCAGCCUGUCCCCUUCCCCCCUGAUGCCCUCAUUGGACCCGGAAUCCCACGACAUGCUCGUCAGAUCAACACCCUCAACCACGGGGAGGUGGUAUGUGCGGUGACCAUCAGCAACCCCACGAGGCACGUGUACACGGGCGGCAAGGGCUGCGUCAAGGUCUGGGACAUCAGCCACCCUGGCAACAAGAGCCCCGUCUCCCAGCUGGACUGUCUGAACAGGGAUAACUACAUCCGUUCCUGCAGAUUGCUCCCUGAUGGUCGAACCCUAAUUGUUGGAGGAGAAGCCAGUACCCUAUCCAUUUGGGACUUGGCGGCUCCCACCCCACGCAUCAAGGCAGAGCUGACAUCCUCAGCUCCUGCCUGCUAUGCCCUGGCCAUCAGCCCUGACUCCAAGGUCUGCUUUUCCUGCUGUAGCGACGGCAACAUCGCCGUUUGGGACCUGCACAACCAGACACUGGUGAGGCAGUUCCAGGGCCAUACAGACGGAGCCAGCUGUAUUGACAUUUCUAAUGAUGGCACUAAACUCUGGACGGGUGGUUUGGACAACACGGUCAGGUCCUGGGACCUGCGCGAGGGGCGGCAGCUACAGCAGCACGACUUCACUUCACAGAUCUUUUCCCUGGGCUACUGCCCAACUGGAGAGUGGCUCGCAGUGGGGAUGGAGAACAGUAAUGUGGAAGUGCUGCAUGUCACCAAGCCAGACAAAUACCAGUUACAUCUUCACGAGAGCUGUGUGCUGUCACUCAAGUUUGCCCACUGUGGCAAGUGGUUUGUAAGCACUGGGAAGGACAACCUUCUGAAUGCUUGGAGGACACCUUAUGGGGCCAGUAUAUUCCAGUCCAAAGAAUCCUCAUCGGUGCUUAGCUGCGACAUCUCUGUGGAUGACAAAUACAUUGUUACUGGCUCUGGGGACAAGAAGGCCACGGUUUAUGAAGUUAUUUAUUAAGGACAAAUCUUCAUGCAAACUGGACUCCUUGUAGCACUUUGCUCUCCCAUCCCUUUUUUUUUUUGGUUGUUGUUGAAACCACCCACCCCCACACCCGCAUCUAAAACCAAGGAUUUCCAAAUAUUCAUUGCAGUUGUGGAACUUUAUUCUUCUCUUUAACCCCAUUCCCUCCUUGCUAUUGAAUUGUGAAUACUCAUUAAGAACCUGUGAUACCAAAUCUUCAGCUAUCUACUUGGAAGAACAUGGAAUAAGCAUACUUAACAGUGAAUGGAAUCUUCAAUUAUGUAUUAUAUCUGUAAUAUAUUUAUUUUGUUUAAAGAAGGCUUUCUAACAAUGACUGACUAAAUAAAGCUGUCUGCUCCUACAUUGAUAAUGAAGGUGCAUUGUAUUUGAUACCCCUCCCCCCUUUUUUUUUGCUAAAGGAGGGGAAAGGAAGGUUUAAAAAUAACUGAUUUUAAAAAAUGUCACUAAAUGUAGACUAUUGACUGUAUAGAGAAGUGAAAUGUAUAAUUACACAUGGAAGCAAUAUGUUGCUGUAUUGUUAUUAAGGAUUUUGUUUUUGUUUUUUCUACUUCUGAAGACGUUCAGAAAUUUGGCUGAACGAUUUAAAUUUGACCAGCCAAGUAUAUUCAUUUGAGCCUAUUUUGGACAACUUUAACAAAUAUAUCUCUAACUUUAGAUUAUACUCGAUAAAAGUAAUUGGAUUUUGUUUUUUUCUCUUUUUAUUUUUUGACCUGUUGACAAGUGUCUUUGUAAUAUGUUUUUAAUUCCCUUUUUUAUUGUAUUAUAGACAGACGAACAAAUUAAAUUGGGCCUCAAAGAGAGAACAUAAUCCCUUCUGGUUAUUUUUUUGACACAUUAUUUUGCAAAGGGAGUUGUGUAUCUUUGGGCAGUUUUGUUCUGAGAAAUUAUGGGCUAUUUUGUAGCAUGCUCUUAGGGAGCUGCACCAAUAGGGAAAGGACUCCCGCCGCUGGGCAAGUCAAGUCUUUUACUAAACGAGGACCACAGGGGAGGGUUUGCAGAGACCUCCCUCUGAAAGAUACAAAAGAGCAGAGCAUGACUCUCCUGGGAUGAGGACUUGCUUUCUUACCUCCGGUUCUUUCCAUGUCUUAGUUGGAUGGCCCUGAAAUGGACACAGGCUGUGCCAUUGUGCCAGAAACAUUGUGUUUUCUUUUAUGUUGUUGUUGUUGCUGUUAAACUAUAAUAUGUGACUCCUUUUUUAUUAUUAUGUUUUGUUUGAAUGCUUUAAAGAAAUCUUUUAAGUCUGUGGAUCUGCUGAUGUACAGUGCCUUUGCUGCUAUGGAUCAAAAUCAAAAGAACCGUGUAGAUAAACUUUAUUGUAUAAGUAGAAAAUGACUUAAUUUCAUACUAGACAUGGAUGGAUGCUGCAAGUUGAAAUGGACUUGUCCAUUGACGUUCCUAAUGUGGUAGCAGAAAAAACAAAAUGGUGUCUUAAGUGCUUAGUGUUUGAUGUCAUUAACAGUUUCGUAAAACUCUACAGUGUAGAAAGAUUUUGAUACUAAACUGUGCAUUGUACAUAGUUCUAAUGCAUUGUAUUGACCACCAGUGCUUCUAUAAUAGUAGAUUGUUUGUGCAUUCAGACUUUUAAGCAUUAAACAUAAAUAACUUCUA
Perognathus longimembris pacificus (Pacific pocket mouse) is the source of this 4806-nucleotide messenger RNA. RefSeq names its product TLE family member 4, transcriptional corepressor (gene Tle4). Gene Ontology annotation, biological process: negative regulation of canonical Wnt signaling pathway; regulation of DNA-templated transcription. The transcript has 20 exons. Gene Ontology annotation, cellular component: transcription regulator complex; nucleus. Bases 850 to 3174 code for a protein of 774 amino acids. NCBI's taxonomy places the organism in Eukaryota, Metazoa, Chordata, Mammalia, Rodentia, Heteromyidae. Gene Ontology annotation, molecular function: protein binding; transcription corepressor activity. The record is from RefSeq and is a predicted model, not a curated record.